Molecule: messenger RNA, 3738 nt
Organism: Hypoxylon trugodes
Lineage: Eukaryota; Fungi; Ascomycota; Sordariomycetes; Xylariales; Hypoxylaceae
Product: CNH-domain-containing protein
Exons: 4
Coding region: 1-3738 (1245 amino acids)
Biological process (GO): intracellular signal transduction
Molecular function (GO): guanyl-nucleotide exchange factor activity
Source: RefSeq, a predicted model, not a curated record
AUGGCUGAUUACCAGUACGAUCAACGCCGAUAUGGCCCUUCGUCCGGCAAUCAGCGAGAUGCCGCCUUCUCCAACAUUUUCGGUUCCCAUCCCCCUCCGGGUCGAACUGGUACAAUGACCUCGGCGUCGCCAGCCGGUAUCUCCUCGCCGCACAUGCCACCACAAGAGGGUAGAACCCAGACCAUGUCGUCCAUGUCGAGCAUGUCCUCCGAUAUGCAACGAAGGGCCCCUCCACGACCCCAGCGAGCAGGAGGCUACGAAGAAGCGAUAGCACCUCGGACUAGAACAAUGGACACAAGUAUGGCAAAUGGUUAUUAUCAGAGCCAGCGAAACCCUUCUGGAGGUUAUCCUCAGGGCCAAGGACAAUAUGGCGGGCAAUACGGUGGGAGGCCGCCAAUGCCUACUGGACCGAACCAAAGGCCUUAUCCCGGUCCUCCACCGCAAGGUCCUCCUCGAUUCGACUCUAGGGGACCUCCUCAACCGGGAUAUCCUCCACGAAAUCCCGUCCCUAGACCUUACCAAGGCGGCCCGGGGCCUGGUCCUGCUAUGCGGGAUGACCCCUUUCGCUCCCAGUCGCUUGCUAGUGUGCCGCGACCACAGAUGUAUCAACAGCAGCCUGGUUCAUACCAGACACCUCAGAAUAAUUUUAGACAGGCUCCUAACGCUUCUCCUAUGUCUCGAACAACGGCGCAAGGCCGAGUAGUCCCCGAACGCCACGACGAUCGAUCAAUGUCUAUGACCGGCUAUCCUCCCGAACGCGACGCACACCAGAUGAUGAGCGGCCGUGUAAUUCCCAACCGUAUGAGGGCUCCAUCGAACGAAAUGCCUAUGAUGAAUGGGAAUACAGGUGGAUAUAACGGAUUCACCCCUGCGCCUGGAACUGCUACAAGGACAAUGAGCAUGGCAUCAUCGACCGUCGCUGGCGACCACAGCCGCACAAUGUCAAUGGCCAGUACCAUUGUCCCUGAGACUUCUGAGCAGGCCCGUCAGCAACUAUCGCAGCAAUCGCAGCAAACUCAGCAGCUGGUACACCGACCUUCAAUAUCUUCGAGGUCAAUCGAGGGCGAACGACCCCCUACUGCUAAGAUCCGUCCACCUCUGGUUUAUCCCGCCCUCCUCUCGAGGGUCGCCGAGUGCUUCCGACAGAAGAUCAUCACGGGCGAACGAACGAAGAACGAGCUGACAUACAAAAAUGCUUUUAGCGGCUCAGAGGCUGUCGAUGUCCUGUCGUACAUCAUUAGGACUACAGAUAGGAAUCUGGCUUUGCUCCUAGGUCGAGCUCUCGACGCGCAGAAGUUUUUUCACGAUGUUACCUACGAACACCGGUUGCGAGAUUCGACGGCCGAAAUGUACCAAUUCAGAGAGACACUAAUGGAUGAGCCGGAAGAGAAACACCCCGUCAACGGUGUAUUUGUCUUGCUUUCGGAGUGUUAUUCGCCGACGUGUACUAGAGACCAACUUUGCUAUUCUAUCGCAUGUCCUCGAAGGCUGGAACAGGUUUCUCGCUUGAACCUCAAGCCACAGGUAGGAUUGAGGAAGGACCAAGACGCCACUAUCAACGACGACGCGGACCAGACGGACGAACAGAAGCUCUGGAUUAACACCGUUCCUAAGGAAAUUGCUGAAAGUGUCGGCGAUAGGGAGAAGAAGAGACAAGAAGUUAUUUCCGAAAUUUGCUACACUGAAAGAGACUUCGUUAAGGAUCUUGAAUAUCUUAGAGAUUUCUGGAUUUUGCCCCUGCGCUCGAAGGGCUCGCCGAUUCCUGCUCCGAGAAAAGAACGAGUUGUUCAGAACAUUUUUAGCAACAUCAUUGACCAUCCUAGCAUCCAUUCGGUCAGUUCUAGAUUCGCCAAGGCUUUGACGGAGAGGCAACAAAAGCACCCCGUGGUUAGAAAUCUCGGGGAUAUCUUCUUAGAGAUUGUCCCCCAGUUUGAGCCAUUCAUCUUGUAUGGUUCUAAGCAACUGGAAGCUAAAUUCGAAUUCGAAAACGAGCGAUCUAGCAACCCUUAUUUUGCGAAAUUCGUUGAGGAAAUCGAAAGGAGAAAAGAGUCAAGGAAGCUAGAAUUGAACGGUUACUUGACGAAACCCACGACGAGAUUGGCGCGUUAUCCUUUGCUACUAGAGAACGUUUUGAAAUACACAGAAGAUGGUAACCCUGAUAAGGAAGACAUUCCUAAGGUCCUUACCAUGAUCCGCGACUUGCUAAGCAGAGUCAACGCCGAGUCUGGUAAAGCCGAAAACCGCUUCAACCUACGCCGCUUACACGAGCAACUGAAAUUCCGCCCUGCUGAUCGUAUGGAUCUUAAGUUGACGGAGGAAGGGCGUGAAUUAGUUUUCAAGACUACAUUCAAGAAAACGCCUACAGACCCCACAGAUAUUACAGCCUUCCUAUUUGAUCAUGCCGUUUUGCUUGUGCGCAUAAAACAAGUUGGCAAAGGAGAAGAAGUAAAGGCUUAUAGGAGACCCAUUCCGCUAGAGCUCCUCUCCAUCAAAGAAAUGGACGAGGUCAUUCCUCAAGCAGGCGUUAAACGCGCAUCUUCGAAUUUACCUUUCCGUGGCAAAGACUCUGAUAAAAAAUCCACCGAAGGCUGGCCCAUAACCUUCCGACAUUUAGGCAAGAAUUAUUACGAGCAAGUUUUAUAUGCUUCCAAUCAGACGGCUAGGAAAAAGUGGCUUGAGUUUAUUGAUUCAGCCCAGCAACGCCUUCGAGCACGAGCCGACUUCUUCAAUGUUAAUACCCUAUCUUCUAAUUUCUUCCAGGCUGGCAAUCUUGUCAACACUGUUACGCCGUUCGAUGGUGGCCGUAAACUCAUAUAUGGUACUGACCAUGGUAUCUAUGUCUCAGACCGAAAGGUCAAAGACCAGGUGCCUAAGCGUGUCAUCGAAACACAGCAUGUUACUCAGGUCGAUGUUCUAGAAGAAUAUGGUCUCUUGCUGGUGCUAUCGAACAAGACACUAUCAUCAUACUCACUCGCAGCAUUAGAUCCUAAUGAGCCAGCGCUCGCGAAACGACCAAAGAAGAUCCAGAGCAACUGUAAUUUCUUCAAGACGGGUAUUUGUCUAGGUAGACAUUUAGUCUGUUGCGUCAAGUCUAGCGCGCUUUCAACGACAAUCAAGGUUUACGAACCCAAUGACUCGAUGAGCAAGGGAAAGAAACAAAAAGGAUUUGGCAAGAUGUUUAACGCUGGUCAAGAUGAGCUGAAGGCAUUUAAGGAAUUCUAUAUUCCCACUGAAUCCUCGUCGGUUCACUUCCUCAAGAGCAAGCUCUGCGUGGCAUGCGCUAGAGGUUUCGAGGUCGUCUCCCUUGAAACCCUUGAAACACAGUCGUUGCUAGACCAAGCCGACACAUCGCUAGACUUCGUCGCAAGGAAAGAAGGCGUCAAGCCAAUCCACAUCGAGCGACUCAAUGGAGAAUUCCUUCUCAACUACUCGGAAUUUUCAUUCUUUGUUAACCGAAACGGUUGGAGGGCGAGACCAGAGUGGCGCAUUGACUGGGAGGGAACACCGCAAGCAUUUGCGCUGUCUUACCCGUGGAUCCUCGCGUUUGAGCCCAACUUCAUCGAACUUAGGAAUAUUGAAAGCGGCGCAGUUCAUAUUGUUCCACACAAGAAUAUCCGGAUGCUACACAGCAGUACGCAUGAGAUUUUAUUCGCAUACGAAGACGAAGCUGGUGGCGAUGUGAUUGCUGCCCUUGACUUCUGGAAGAACACCCGAAAGUCCGAGAUGCCGAUGCAAUGA